UCCAAAACACUUCCGUUUCUCGGAGGAACAAGAUCUCAAGUUAAUGUCCAACCAAAACAAACACUGGUCUAGUCACAUGACUUAUCCCUCUGUCUCGUGCUUAUCCUAAAAGUGUCUAGAACUUCUUAUCUAGUCUACGCCAUGUCCCUCACCACCAUACAGAGUUCUAACAACUCUUUACAGAAACAGCCGCGCCACUUCUCAAACGUGGUGAAGGGCUCGUUGCGCAGAGCUACCAUUGAUUCAUCUACACACAUUGCUGUGAAACCGUGUACAGUGCUGAUGCCACUAGACGCCAGCUCCAUCAGCAGCUACUGCAUCCAUUACUACAUCGAGUACAUCCACAAGCCAGAGAACACGGUCCAUGUGUGUUUUGUCGCCAACGACUUUCUCCGAAAAAAAAAGUCGUCAACGGAAGAAGAUGUCAAUUCUAAGAUUCGCAAGCGUUCCCUGGGCUCGUUCCUCAAGAAGAAGUUUCAGACCGUUGACCUGGGCCCCAGUCCUGGAGUCCUGGCUGAGAUGGAGCAGAAGGACAGGGCACAGUGCCAGAUGAUCAAUGCCAAGGUCAAAGACUUGUUCACUACCAAUGGUGUCAAAUUUGAGUUCCAUCGUCUGACUGGGGAGGAUCCUUGGUCAAUAAUACUCAACUUUAGAGAUGAGAUCGAAGCAUCUCUGAUUGUGAUCGGGUCCAGAGGGCAAGGUGCAUUGAGGCGAAGCAUAUUUGGCAGUGUCAGUGACAAGGUCUUGAAGAACUCCAAAGUCCCUGUCCUGGUGGUGAAAGAGAACCUUCCUCACAGUAGCUUCGUCGUCGUCAGGGGCAUCCCCGAGAGUCUUAUAAAUUAAUUCCAGACACGGUGUUGUUGUUUUGUGUGUUUGUGUCUGUUUGUGUUUGUGGUUCUGAAAAAAGUAUGUGUGUGUGUGUGAGAGAGAGAGAGAGAGUGCGUGUGUGUGUGUGUGACUUAAUGCGUGUGACGAUUCCGAAGAUUGAGGAUGAGUGUUGUAUUUCACCUAACCACUCAAACCCACCUGCGACCUGAAUAAUUUGCCAUACCUAAUGCUAACGAAGCCGUUGUCCGCCGGGAGUCUAAGUUUACAUUUCGUCCUCUGCGCCUGUCUUCGGCUAGUCUUUGGGUCUCAAACGUGUUCCCACGACCUUCGUGAGAACUCUCCAACUGUCACUUCCAGAGGCCAUCUUCUGCCAGCUGCUUUCCUCUGUGUUUAUAGGGAGCAAAAAAAAAAAAAACGCCUGAUUUUUAUCUUUUAUCGCUGUUAUGUACUACUCCUUUUUAAGCUCGGCAAUAUAGACCAUCUCUUGCGUGCGGUUGUCCCCCUUACGGAAUAGGUGUCAUACCGAGAAAAUCGUUUCGGUCCAACUGUCGAAUGCCGCCAAGUGGUGCUUCGACACUGACCACAACGGCGUCCUGCUGAACAAGGUAGUCACGUGUGUGAAUUGUGAAUGACCGUAUAGGUGACUUUGUAACUCUGUGUGUGUGUAUGUGACUGAGUGAGUAACUGUAUCAUUGUGACUGUGUGUGUAAUUAUGUGUGUAUGGCUGUGUGAGUAUGUGUGUGUGUACAUGGCAGAACUUUGAUGUGAGCACUGACCAUUACACAAGAAUGUCUAUUUAUACUUUUUAAAUAUUUUUUUUUUAGAAAAUUGUCGUUGUUACUAUUAAAUAAUUAGACAACAA
Molecule: messenger RNA, 1690 nt
Organism: Biomphalaria glabrata
Lineage: Eukaryota; Metazoa; Mollusca; Gastropoda; Planorbidae
Exons: 5
Coding region: 142-843 (233 amino acids)
Source: RefSeq, a predicted model, not a curated record